Thamnophis sirtalis is the source of this 2995-nucleotide messenger RNA. Lineage: Eukaryota; Metazoa; Chordata; Lepidosauria; Squamata; Natricidae. The record is from RefSeq and is a predicted model, not a curated record.
AGCAUAGGUGGGAUCAAAAUUCAGCUGCUUGGCAUCUGGUUCAUACUUAUGACCAUUGCUGUGUCCCAAGAUCAUGGGAUCCUUCCUAACAGGGAAAGUCAAGGUGGGGGAGCGAGAUUCGCCUAACAACCAAAUUAUUGAUUUUGCACACUUUUUUUCUCCUAAAAGAGGCGCUAAAUGUAUUGAACACUAUAAAAAUGAAGGGAAAUCUAGACAAAUGAAUUGGCUAAUUAAAGUCCUGUUAAUAGAAAGACACCGUAUACAGCCACAUUAAGACCAAAUUGACAGAUAAUUAACUUUAAUGUUAACACAUCUGCCUAAAUAAAAACAUAUUUGCCUACUAUGGGAAGAGGAGGAAGGAGAACAUCAAAUUGUAUUUCUUUGGUAGGGAAGUUCAAAAUGUGAACCAUCCAUUCAGAAGGAAUUAUUUUCUAUUCUCCUUUAAACUGCUUCUGAUAGCAUUAGGACCAAGAGAAUUCCAGUUGUAAAAUUUGGGAAAGAUUGUACGGAGAAUGUGAUAUUUCAAGUAUCCAUUUCUUAUCAAUCAUCAGCAGAAUUUUGAGUUUUAGAAAGGAGCAUAGUGACACUCAAAAAAGCAACUACUGGGUUCCAUUCAAUAAUUUGGCCAAAACAUCCCUGAUCAGUUGAUGCUUCUAAUAUGUUCAAAUUAGAUUGUGUUACAGUAGUUCAUACAGGAUGCAACUUAGCAUUUGGGAAACGACUUCAAAUCCCAACUCAUCUGCAAAGCACAUGGUAGACUUUCUGUUUCUCAGCCUGAACCUCCUCAGGGGGUUCUGAGAAUGAAAGGGUCGGAUGGGAAAAAAAAUAAUAUACUAUGUCUAAAUAUUUUAGAAGAAAAUGAGGAUAAUUAUGUAUAAAGAAUGGUAAACAGACAGGAUUAAAGGAAUGAGUAAUAUAACCAUUUAAUUUAGAGAUGUAAAUAGCAGCUUGUUUUAGCAGUCAGAAUUGUAUCUUUUAGCUUAAAAUGGGAUUUCUCAAUUUAGAACUUUCCAGAAGUGUUAGUUUAACAAUUUACAUAAUCUUUAGACAGGAUAUGUCCAACUCAGAAAAUAUAAUAGGCAUGCAAUUUAAUACAUCUAUAUGCCAAUAUAUUGGAAAAUGGCUUUACAUCAAUUUUGUUAACUUGGGUCUUUCCUUUGUCUGACAAAUCUCUCAAUUUUCUAAGUAUAAUAAACAUGCCGAAAAAGAAGGGAGCCAAACGGGCUGUAGUCACUGAAGAAGAACGGUUGCUUACGAUGCAACAAAAGCUGCUGGCUGAGGAGGAAAUGAGUAAGAAGAAGGAGGACAUGUUGAUCCAAUUUCUAAAGGACAAGUUGGCCAAGGAGGAACACAACAGCACAGUGAAUCUGCAUAAGAUCAACUUGCAAUGGCGUACUGUUCUCCGCGAAGUCAAGGCCAGGGAACUACGUAAAGAUAUUGAGAUUCUCAGUCAGACAUUUGAACGUGUUGUGGAUUGCAAAGACAAUGUCAUUAAGUCCCUUGCUAAAGACCUAGCUGAAGCAGAAGCUCAGUACACCCACGCCCUGCGUAGCCACUUACACAACAUAGAUCAACUGUUGAAACUCCAGAACUGCCGCCUGGGCUACUUAGAAGAGGAUUACCAGACAGAGCUGCGAGCAUUGCAGAAGGAAUUUGACACAGAGAGGAAGUUAAUCUUAGAACAUCAUGAGGAGGAGAGUCUCUAUCUCCAGGAUGUAUUGUUAGCGAUGGAGCAGAACUUUGCUGAAAAUGAAUAUGAAGCCAGACUUGACUUCCAAAGUACACGAGAUGAUGUCAAAAAUAAGAAUUUGGAGGACAAACAUUACCUUCGCAUGCAGUUGGAAGGGAAAGUAGAAGAGCUGUGGAAGCGCUUUCAACAGGCUUUACGUAACUACACAGAAGCAACAGAGGAUCGUAAAUUUGCUUUUGAAGGUCUCAAGCUGAGGGAUGAAAGGAGCACCAGGGAGAUAGAAAUGCAGAUGAAGAAAUUGCAGAAGAUUCAGGAUCUCAUUAUCAGUCUGAAGAACAAGAUUGCAAUCCACGCAAGGGAGAGCGAGGAACAAAAUCGGCGUGUCCGUGAUGAGAAGGAAGUGGUUUUGAAACAGCUGCAGAAGCUCAAGAGCCAGAUGAACCGGGCAAGAGCUAAAGCCCGUAACAAUCUGGCUAAGCUGACGAAGGAAAGCAAUGCAACUCUCAAGGCCUUGGAACACGUGGUGGGAAAGGCAGAGAUAAUUCUGCGCCUGGCUGAAAUGUGCCGUAGGCUGGAGUCGGAGGAGGAGAAGGUGCUACCAUUUUACCAGAACUCCCUAAACUGGGAAGAACAGAAAGCAGUUGAUAAGUUGGCUUUGGAAAAACCAGUCGAACCACUUGCUCAGAUGAUGCUGGACUACGUGGGUCUGGAGCGCUUUUGGCAAAGAUACAACAAGGUGAGGUUGGAGCAGCUCUCACUAGAGCGGACUAAAGCUGUACUGAUGCAAGACAAUUUUAAGUUGAGGCAUCUCCUCAAGCAAUACUUGGAUGGCAUCUCAGUGAAUGAUGAAGUCCUGAGCCAGGUCAAUCCUCUGAUGAUAAUUAAUCAACCUACAACUGCCUCAGAUGGGUCUCAAGCAGCACCUGUCAGAGGGUCCCAAGCCAAGCGGCCCAUCUAUAAUAUUAUAGAGGCAGCCCACGAAGUUUCACAUAUCCUCUGAAUUGGCAUUUGGUGAAUUAAAGUGAUGCUUUUCUAUUGUGUUAACACAGAUGUUGGGCACAAAGAGUAGCCAGUCCAUUCUAGUUGCAGUCUAUGCUGGGACCUUUUUAGAAAAUUUCCCCCAAACUGCCAUUAAACGGUAACUGAUGUGUCUUGCGGCUUUUUCUUCCAUGGUCAAGCCAAUCCAGAGACCUGUACAAUGGAAGCUGAAGAUAUACCCCAUGCCUAUGUGUAAACUUUGAAACACAUCUAUCUUUGUGCCUUUGCAGACUGGACAUUUAAUAAAGCUUUUUUUUCUUUACCAUA